This is a messenger RNA of Ahaetulla prasina, 1448 nucleotides long. RefSeq names its product mas-related G-protein coupled receptor member H-like. The coding region runs from base 15 to 986 and encodes 323 amino acids. Gene Ontology annotation, molecular function: G protein-coupled receptor activity. Gene Ontology annotation, biological process: G protein-coupled receptor signaling pathway. Lineage: Eukaryota; Metazoa; Chordata; Lepidosauria; Squamata; Colubridae. Gene Ontology annotation, cellular component: membrane. The record is from RefSeq and is a predicted model, not a curated record. The transcript has a single exon.
CGUACUGAAUUUUAAUGCUGUCCUUGCCGAAUGCUAGAAUGGAAUAUAACAUCUCACACAACGGAACUGAGAGCUUCUACAAUAGAACCAGUCUUCCAGAAGAUCAAGGCACAAUUCCUCUAGGCGUGUUUUUGAUGAUCACCAUAACUCUACUCAUCUGCCUUUGGGGACUUGUGGGGAAUGGAGGCACCAUCUGGCUCCUCGGGUUCCAAAUUAAGAGGAAUAAUUUCUCGACUUACUUCCUGAAUCUCUCCAUUGCUGAUUUUGGUUUGCUCAUAGGUCUCAGUGCCAUUGAUGUGUAUUGGCUUAUAGCCAAAGCUAAUCAUAUAGAAUAUAGCGAUCCACUAAAGACAUUAUUUCGCGGUCUCUUCUUGUUCAUGUACAGUACUGGUUUAUGCAUCUUGACUGCCAUCAGCAUUGACAGGUGCACGGCAGUUUUUUUCCCGCUUUGGUAUCGACUCCACCGUUCCCAGAAAAUGUCCGCCAUUGUAUGUAAGAUAAUAUGGGUGUUCAACUUCCUAUUUUCUUCUGUACAUGUCAUUCUCUUGUUAACAACCGGAUAUUAUAUGCUAAGGUUCUACCAAUUUCUCCUGAAUGCCCUAGUUCUCACUCCUGUGAUGACGAUCUCCACUUUAGCCCUUUCAUUGAAAGCCUGUUCACUACCUCCUCAUCAUAAGCAAGGAAAACUUUGGCUCACCAUCCUGCUCACGCUUCUCUUUUUUCUAUUUUUUGCUUUUCCAAUGAACGCUAUUCAGUAUCUCUCGCUGUAUUAUCCCCAGUUUGAUAAUCCGUAUGUCUAUGAAUAUGCCUAUAUAUGUUCUUCCUUAAACAGCACCAUUAACCCAGUCAUCUAUUUCCUGGUAGGAAGAGACAAAAGAAGAUCGUCUAGAAUGACACUCAAGGUAAUAUUUGAGAAAGUUUUUAAGGAAGAGGAAAGCCGUGGAGAGGAACUGGAAACCUCAGGCACGACCAAAUCAGAUGUAUAAGCGAGAUUCAAUGCUUUAGAACAGGGGUCUCCAACCUUGGCAACUUGAAGACUUGUGGACUUCAACUCCCAGAAUUUCAAUUCAAAUUCAUGCCUUUGACAUGACCUGAGUUUAACUCAUAGAAUCACCCAUUACAAUGUCCUUCCUGUUGAAGUCUACUUCAGCUUUAAUUGCAACAAUACACGAGCACACAAUAGAUUUAAACUUAAUGUUAACCACUCCAAUCUUGACUGCAGAAAAUAUUACUUCAGUAACAGAAUUGUUAACACUUGGAACACACUACCUGACUCUGUGGUCUCUUCCCAAAAUCCCCAAAGCUUUAACCAAAAACUGUCUACUAUUGACCUCACCCCAUUCCUAUGAGGUCUGUAAGGGGCAUGCAUAAGAGCACCAGCAUGCCUACCGUUCCUGUCCUAAUGUUCCCUUUCUUUAUAUCCAAUUAAUAUAGUUAUUACAUACUUA